This is a messenger RNA of Loxodonta africana (African savanna elephant), 5600 nucleotides long. It is a transcript of the gene PM20D1, whose product is annotated as peptidase M20 domain containing 1. Gene Ontology annotation, molecular function: hydrolase activity, acting on carbon-nitrogen (but not peptide) bonds, in linear amides. Gene Ontology annotation, biological process: amino acid metabolic process. The record is from RefSeq and is a predicted model, not a curated record. The transcript is spliced from 13 exons. NCBI's taxonomy places the organism in Eukaryota, Metazoa, Chordata, Mammalia, Proboscidea, Elephantidae. Bases 400 to 1914 code for a protein of 504 amino acids.
UUCUAAGCUUCCGAAAAAGCAAUAAGUAGAAUGAGCUCUAAUAAGCUUCACUCAUUUCAUUUUUCUUUAACUUGAUUUAUUGUUUUUUAUAUAUAUACAUAGCAAGCGAUUUACCAGGAUCUCAAAGCAGAUCGCGUGCGGACGAGACCUGCGCCUCGGCUGGGGAUCUGCUUGACCUUUGCUCUGACAGCGUUCCGCUCCAGGGGAAAAAUGCCCACAACACCCCAAAGGCCUUUCGGGGACAGGGCCCCAGCCAAGCAGAGGCUGGCCAGUCUGGCGAUGGGAUGGGCCUAACGCAGAACGCCGGACUUGGAGCGGUGACCGGACCCGGAAGGCGGAGUGGUCUGGGCUUUAGUACCAACCUCCAGCCGCAGGCUAGCGCGGGCGCUGGGGGGAAGCAUGGCGCGGAGGUGCGUGUACCUGCUGGCCCUGGGAGGUGUGCUGUUGCUAGGCAUCGCCACCUUCUCCAGAUCCAAGGGCCUGCGGGGCAAGGAGCCUCAGGGGGCGGCGUCGCGAAUCCCUUCUCAGUUCAGCGAAGAGGAGCGCGUGGACAUGAAAGAGGCGCUGAAAGGUGCCAUCCAGAUCCCAACAGUGUCAUUCACCUCCGAGGACUACAAUACGACAGCCCUGGCUGAGUUUGGAGAAUACAUUUAUAAAGUUUUUCCUACAGUGUUCAGCACCAGCUUUAUCCAGCAUGAAGUUGUGGGAGGGUACAGCCACCUAUUCACUGUCCAAGGCUCGGACCCCAGCUUGCAGCCUUACUUGCUGUUGGCUCACAUUGACGUGGUCCCUGCUCCUGCAGAAGGCUGGAAGGUGCCCCCGUUCUCUGGGCUGGAACAUGAUGGCUUCAUCUGGGGUCGGGGCACGCUGGACAACAAGAACUCUGUGAUGGCAAUCCUGCAGGCCUUGGAGCUCCUCCUGAUCAGGGACUACAUCCCCCAAAGACCUUUCUUCAUUGCUCUGGGCCAUGAUGAGGAGGUAUCGGGGAAGAACGGGGCUCGGAAGAUCUCAACCCUGCUACAGGCAAGGGGCGUCCAGCUAGCCUUCGUUGUGGAUGAGGGUAGCUUCAUCCUCGAUGGUUUCAUUCCCAACGUCAAGAAGCCCUUUGCCCAGAUUGCAGUCGCAGAGAAAGGCAGCAUUAACCUCAUGCUGCAAGUCAACGUGACUCCAGGCCACUCUUCAGCUCCUCAGAAGGAGACGAGCAUUGGCAUCCUCGCAGCCGCCGUCAGCCGACUGGAGCAGACACCACUGCCUAACAUGUUUGGAGACGGGCCACUGAAGACAACAUUAGAGCUUCUGGCAAAUGAGUUUUCCUUCCCCACCAAUAUUAUCCUGAGCAACCUGUGGCUAUUUUGGCCCUUCGUAAGAAGGUUCCUGGAGAGAAAUCACAUAACCAAUGCACUGGUUAGGACCACCACGGCACUCACCAUGUUCAAUGCAGGAAUCAAGGUGAAUGUCAUCCCCUCAGUGGCCCAGGCCGUAGUCAACUUCCGGAUUCACCCUGCACAGACGGUCCAGGAGGUCUUAGAACUGGUCAAGAACAUCGUGGCUGAUGACCGAGUCCAGUUACACGUGUUAAGUGCUUUUGACCCCGAGCCCGUCAGCCCCUCUGACAACCAGGCCUUGGGCUACCAGCUGCUUCGCCAUACCAUACACUCUGUCUUCCCAGAAGUCAGUAUUGUCGCCCCAGGUACUUGUAUUGGCAACACAGACAGUAGACACUAUAAGAACCUUUCCAAUGGCAUCUACCGAUUCAACCCAUUCUACCUCCGACCUCAGGACUUCACUGGCAUCCAUGGACUCAACGAGAAAAUCUCAGUCCAAGCCUAUGAGACCCAUGUGAAAUUCAUCUUUGAGUUGAUCCAGAAUGCAGACACAGUCCGGGUCUCUGUUCCUCACGUGCACGAACUGUGAGGUUGGGGUGCAGCUAAGUUGGAGUGCCCAGGACUAGGCCAAGGGAAAAAGCCAAUCUUGAUGAGAUUUCUGGCCAAAACUACAUUAUAAUGCAUUGCUCACCUGCCUUGCUCACUCCUAGACUCACCCAGUAACGUGGCUGGGGGUAAGGGCUGGCCAGCAGGAAUCUGGCCUCUCCCUUCCUCCUGGAAUGUCCAUCCUUCAACUGCCUGGCUUUUUACUGUCUUGCCUGUCUUAGAACUCUCUGGCUCGUCUCUUUAAUGCUGGUUAUGUAGCUGCUCCGCCCUCCAGGCCUGAUUUAGCAAAUGAAGAUUUGAAAAAUCUCAACCAGAGUUUACCUGUGAAAGUGUUUAAUUUAAGGUACUCUUGCUGGGCUGCCUCCUCCAGGGCUUAUAUAUUUCUCUGUGCUGUAACUUCCUUUCUACCUUUUUCCUCCUGUCCUUUAAAGUUCCUGGGUGGCACAAGCAGUUAUAAACCUAAACGUUAGUGGUUUGAACCCACCCAGUAGUGCCACAGAAGAAAGGCCUGGUGAUAUGUUUCCAUAAAGGUUAUAGUUAAAUAUAUGCAAAACCAACAGCCAACAUUAUAGUCAACAGAGGAAGGCUAAGAGCCUUCCCUUUGAGAACAGGAAUGAGACAAGGUUGCCCAUUAUCACCACUCGUAUUCAAUAUUUUACUGGAACUCCUACCCAGAGCAAUAAGACAAGAAAGACAAAUAAAAGGUAUCCAAAUCGGAAAAGAAGUAGAACUUUCUCUGUUUGCAGGUGACAUGAUCCUAUACGUCGUAGAAGACCCUAAAGAUUCCAUUAGAAAACUGCUGGAACUAAUGGAAGAAUAUAGCAAUGUUGCUAGAUCAACAAAGCUCAGUUGGGUUCCUCUACACUAACAAAGACUAGUCUGAAGAAGAAAUUAAAGAAACAAUGUCGUUAGGUGCCAUCGAGUUCAUUCCAACUCAUUGCAACCCUAUGUACAACAAAACAAAACACUGCAUGGUCCUGUGUCAUCCUCACAGUUAUUGCUAUAAUUUGAGCCCAUUUUUGCAGCCACUGUGUCAAUCCAUCUCGUUGAGGGUCUUCCUCUUUUUUGCUGUCCCUCUACUUUACCAAGCAUGAUGUCCUUCUGCAGGGACUGGUCCCUCCUGAUAACAUGUCCAAAGUAUGUAAGUUGAGGUCUCGCCAUCCUUGCUUCCAAGGAGCACUCUGGCUGUACUUCUCAUUCUUCUGGCAGUCCAUGGUAUAUUCGAUAUUCUUCACCAACACCAUAAGUCAAAGGCAUCAAUUCUAUGGUCUUCCUUAUUCAUUCAUUCCAGCUUUUGCACGCAUAUGAGCCAAUUUAAAAUACCAUGACUUUGGUCAGGCAAACCUUAGUCCUCAAAGUGACAUCUUGAAAUAACUAGGAAUAAACCUAACCAGGGACAUAAAAGACUUAUACAAUGAGAAUUAUAUAACACUACUACACAAGAGGAAAAGAGACUUACAGAACUAGAAAGACACCCUGUACUCAUGGAUCAGAAGGCUUAAUAUAAUGAAAAUGUCAACGUUACCUAAAGUGAUCUACGGAUACAAUGCAAUCCCGAUACAAAACCCAAAAACAUUAUUUACUGAAAUGGAAAAACUAAUGACCAACUUCAUGUGGAAAGGAAAAAACCCAGAAUAGCCAAAGCAAUAUUGAAGAAAAAGAACAAAGCAGGAGGCAUCACACUCCCUAAUAUGAAAAUAUACUAUAUGGCCACUGUUGGAAACCCUGGUGGCAUAGUGGUUAAGUGCUAUGGCUGCUAACCAAAGGGUUGGCAGUUUGAAUCCACCAGGCGCUCCUUGGAAACUCUAUGGGGCAGUUCUACUCUGUCCUAUAGGGUCGCUAUGAGUCGGAAUCGACUGAACGGCACUGGGUUUGGUUUUCGGUUUUAUACGGCUACUGUAAUCAAAACAGCCUGAUACUGGUUCAGUGACAGACACAUAGACCAGUGAACUAGAAUUGAGAACUCAGAGCUAAACCCAAAUAUCUGUGGACAACUGAUUUUCAAAAAGGGGUCAGAUCCAUUCAAUGGGGAACAAACAGUCUCUUUAAUAAAUGGUCCUGGCAAAACUGGAUAUCCAUCUGCAGAAAAGUGAAACAGGACCCAUACCUCACAGCAUACACAAAAACUAAUCUAAAAUGGAUCAAAGAUCUAAGCAUUAAACCUAAAACCAUAAAAUUCCUGGGAAAAAACUAUGGGAUCUAAUCUUUUGUAAAAAUAGGUUAACAAACAUUGCAACAAAGGCACAAAUAGAAAGCAAAAUAGAUAAAUGAGACCUCAUAAAAAUUAAUAACCUAUGCUCAUGAAAAGACUUUAUUAAAAGAGUAAAUAGGCAACCUACAGACUGGGAAAAAAUCCUCAGAAACGAUAUACCCAAUGAGGGUCUAAUCUCUAAAAUCUGUGGAAAACUGCAACAACUCAACAACAAAAAGACAAACAGCCCAGUCACAGAAUAGGCAAGGACAUGAACAGAACCUUCACCAAAGAGCACAUCCAAGCAGCCAACAAACAUAGGAAAAGAUGUUUGCGAUCAUUAUCCAUUAAUCCAUUAGAGAGAUUCAAAUCAAAACUACAGUGAGAUACAAUCUUACCUCAGCUAAAAUGGCACUGAUUAAAAUAAUAAUAAUAACAAAUGUUGGCGAGGAUGUGGGGAGAUUGGAACCCUUAUCCAUUGCUGAUGGGGCUAUAAAGUGGUACAACCACUCUGGAAAAUGGCAUGGCUCUUUCUCAAAAUACUGGAAAUAACUACUCUAUGAUCCAGCAAUCCCAUUCCUAGGCAUAUACCUUAACACACUGCCAUUAAGUCAAUUCUGACUUGUAAUGACCCUAUAGGACAGAGUAGAACUGCCCCAUAGGGUUUCCAGGGCUGUAAAUCUUUACAGAAGCAAACUGCCACAUCUUUCUCCUGUAGAAUGGCUGGUGGGUUCAAACCACAGACCUUUCGGUUAGCAGCUGAGCACUUUUAUCCACUGCACCACCAGGGCUGUCUGGUAUAUACCCGAAAGACCUAAAAAUAAUGACACGAACAGACAUAUGCACACUUAUGUUCAUUGCUGCUUUAUUCACAAUAGCAAAUAAAUGGAAACAACCAAAGUGCCUACCAACGGGAACGGAUAAAUAGAUUGUGGUACAUACGUACAGUGGAAUCCUACGCAACCAUAAAGAACAAUGAUGAGUCCCCGAAACAGAACAUGGAUGGACCUGGAGGGCAUAAUGCUCAGUGAAGUAAGUCAAGCGUAUAAGGACAAAUAUAGUGUGAUCCCUCUUUUAGAAGAAGACAAGAACAGAUGAAUAGAGAUGUUCACUGGUGGUUACCAGGGAAAGGAGCGGGGAGGGGAAAGUAGGCUUUAGACCAUGAAGACUUUUUAUUUAUGGAGAUGGGAGAAGUGGCCCGGGAUGUGGAUAUAGUGAGCACAACACAACCAAAGUAAUGACGAGUGUUUGAGCACAUAUGGAUGGGUAUAGACACAGUUAAAGAGAACGUGGACAAAUGUGAUAAACGUAACUAAUGCCAGUGACCAAUUUGUGUGGAAAAUGUCAGAUGGGAACCUAACUUGCUGUGUAAACUUUCACCAAAAACUCAAUAAAAUAAAAAAAGUUACAGCCAAGAAAACCCUUUGGAGCAGUUCUGUUUCGUAAUACAUGGGGUCACCAUGAGUCAGAAUCAUCUC